Pelagomonas calceolata is the source of this 1500-nucleotide messenger RNA. NCBI's taxonomy places the organism in Eukaryota, Pelagophyceae, Pelagomonadales, Pelagomonadaceae. The record is from the annotation of a GenBank genome assembly.
GCCCAUCGCAACGCCAGCGCCUGGACGCCAUCCCAGGCGCCACAAGGCAGCCCGCAGGCACCCCACGCCUCGUGCGGACGCCCGACGUCGCCUACGACCGGCCGGACGCCCGCAAGACCGGACCCAGGGCUGCCCCAAACGCCGCCAAGCAAGAUGGGCACAAAAGAUGUGCUACCCAAGCACAUCGUCGACGCGCACAUGUACGACGCGAUCUACGCGUCCAUGGAGCACUCGCUGCAGGAAGCGCAGAUACGGGAGGCCAAGUACCAGAAGGGCGAAGUGAUACGAAAGAAGGAAGAAAGGUUGCGGGGCAUGGUGAAGCUGCCCGUCGGCGAGUUCUACGCGAAUACGCGCUUCGACCAUGGGAGGGGCGGCGCCGAGGGCGUCAUGCGGAGACGCGUGGCCGAUUUUCAUGACGACGAACAUGUUUGUUCCGCCAAGGUAUGUUGCAACGGCGCGCCGGCAAUAAUUAGAUGCAUGUCCUGCGCGAAAUUGGAUCCGAGACGUAGGGGCCACUACUGCCAGGCGUGUUUUGACAGGAGGCACCCGCCCCAUAGGGCCAAGCAUGCCUGGAUGCCGAUUGAGAAGUCGGAGCAUCUGGGGCGGCAGUUGCAGCAUCGGAACAAAGUGGCCGAGAUCGAGGUGUUUGGGGAUGACGUGGAGCGACUGCGACGUAAAGUGAAGGAGCAAACUGAAGAUUGUGGGGAGAUCGGUGAUCCGAAACGGACGGUCCAUUUGAUACGAGACGCGGACGCGAAGUCGCAGGCCGUGAAGGUUCGAGUUGCGCGGUUGCGGCGAGCGUUGAGAGCACCAGCCUUGCGACCGGCCUCGGAGAGCGCGGUCGUCACGAAAGGACUAUUGGCUCUAUACAAGUCGAAGCAGGCCAUGGGAGAACCGCGCUCCGUGUCCGAGCGGGAGGAGACGCAAUUGAUGUUACCGCCGUUGACACCCGAAGCACCAAAGCAGAGGGACCGCGGUUUUAGUCAACUGGCCAUGUGGGAGGUGCUGCCGGAGCAUGCGGCCGCGUCGCUCUUCGCGAAUGCCUUUAGGAAGAAGAAGGCCCGGGAACGGAUGUACGAGGCGGUCCAGAAGCGCUACAUGAAGGUGUAUGAUGCCAAUACUGGUUAUUUCUAUUUUGUGGAUACGCAGACGCGCGUCGUCGCGUGGGAACCGCCAGCUGUCAUGUGGAAGGACGAGCGCUUCAAACUUUCGAGUAGAAGGCACGGCGACCCGGUCAUGACGAAGCGCCAGGCCAUGGCCCGGGCGGCCUCUAAGAUUCUGACUCCCCGAAGCUGGGGGAAGAAGUACGCGCCGCGGUCGAACCUGGACGCGAUGGCCGAGGGCGACGAGGAGGAGGAAAGUACAGAUGAGGAGGAGGAGGAGAAGUGGACGCGCAUCCCGGAAGACCACGAGGUGUUUGAUCCCACGGGCGAGUACGAAGUGACGCGGGGGCGCGUGACGAACGAGGGGCCGGGCCACGGGCCGCCGCGGCGCGUCUAA